AUGGCUGGCGAUGAGGAUCGAAGCGAAGGCGGGCCUGUCCUCGCCGAAGGGUCCAUCUCUGAGGACACAACUACAAGCGCUACCCAGAGUUCCUCCAAGUGGAAAGAAGCGGAUGAUGCGAGCGAAGAACAAGAAGCACCAACGACUGGGAGCCAGAAUCCCGACGAAGGAGGGAAUCUGGAGAGUGACGGAGCCGCGCCCGCUUGGUUCACUCCGUAUUUGAACCGUCUUGCGCAACUCGAAAAGGCGGCAGACGAUCGGACGAAAAGCACAAGCAACACGCCCAGCACUAGCAACAAUGACAGAGAGCUCAGCCUUGAAGUCAAACGGCUUUCAAUGGAGAAGUGGCAGCCAGGGAGAGGGUUCGACCGCAACGAGAUCCGUUCGAAUGUCUUGGUCGUCUACUACAAGACGGUCAUCAAGAUGAGUGCCACGGAUAAGUCAUCCAACACUUCUGAAUUGCUCGAAGUUCCUCAAAGAGUGCAAAUCAACUCGAGGCCAUUGCUUGCAGAGCUUGAGUUCAUGACCGGCACGACGAUGGCAAGAACUCCGUGUGUGAUGAUACCACCGUUCAAGGUAUUCGUCACGUACAGAGACAAGAUUGCAGAAGAGCUCAAGGCAAAGAAGGCAUCCAUCAGCCAGUGGGAGACAGACAUGGAGAAGGAAUCACGGCUCAUCGGUCCGAGGGACGCCAGAGCAGAGGAAGAGAAGAAGAGAGAAAAGCUUGCGAUGGAGCACCUUGAGUGUCUCCUCACUUGGAUCGAUGAGGACUUGGCUGGUGCUCUUGAGCUGAGAAAGCAGGUGCAAAGCCGAACGCUCAAGAGGAUCAGCUACGAGAAUCUUUGGCACCUGUUCCGCGUCGGCGAUAUGGUGUUCAACAAUGAAGAAGCGUUGAAAGGCCGCGAUAUGGACUGGCUCACAUACCCCCGUGCAUAUCGCGUCUAUCAGAUUGCUGGGGGAAGACCGUCAAUUGGUGGAACGCGAAGGGUUAGCCAAUUGGACACGAGCCCGGCACCCACCAGCACCGACAAAGGACCGGAGAAAAGGGACGGCAACCAGGAUGAGUUCAAGAUACCGUUCAGAGUCGGCUUGCACUGCACCGACUACGAUGGCUCGUACUUCAGCCCAUACUUCGGCGCAGCCACUUUCACCUUCCGAGACUUCAAGGGCGAGAAACCGAUCAUGGAGCUUGAAUUCUACCCUGCCGACUUCGAUCCGAACUAUGCUACCCGCCGCCAAUAUUUGAUUGAUCGUGGCAGAAAAUUCUUGGAACUGCUUCAACCAUCCCACAGAUACUACAACGGGCUCACGCUCAACGAGGAUCCGGAAGACAUCGAUGGAGAAGUGGUUGUUGAUCCCCGAACUUGCGUGGAGAUGGAGCCUGAAAACAUGGUCUUUGAUGAUGAAGGUCUAUCCCGGAUUAAAUUCAGCAACCAAUCCGCCGAGUUUUACGAAGCCACGGGCUGUGGAGAUGAGAGCUGCUCGGGAUGCACAAACAACUGGGAUGACAACCUUCUUGAAUACAAAUACUACGACGAUUACCUCCCAGAGGAGCAUGGAUUGCAGACCAUAUGGGCUUCAGACGCGAAAAGCAAGAUCACGGACGAACAUCUCGUAUACAUGCCGAGAGAUAUUCCGGGCUUCGUCCUCAGGACUAGAACUUGGAAGUGGCUCGAUAUUGAGCUCAUCAAGCGCGUCGAAGAGCAGGAACAAGAGGAGAGACUAGGGUUCGAAGAGCUUGUGAUCAAUCAAAAGCACAAAGACAUGGUCCUUGCUUUGGUCCGGAGCCACCAUUCGGGCCCUCGUGCGGAGGCCGGUGGUUCCAUGGAUCUGGUAAGGGGCAAAGGCCGAGGCCUCAUCAUCCUGCUCCACGGAGCUCCAGGAGUAGGAAAGACUUCGACGGCGGAGACGGUCGCUGCAUACACCAAGCGACCACUUUACCCCAUCACCUGCGGCGAUAUAGGAGAGAAGGCGGACCAGGUGGAGAAGACGCUGGAGAAGCAUUUCCAGCUCGCCCACAAGUGGGGAUGCGUCCUUCUGCUCGACGAAGCAGACGUCUUUUUGGCGAAAAGAACAGAGGGGGAUGUCCAGCGCAAUGCACUCGUCUCAGUGUUCCUCAGAACGCUGGAGUACUACUCCGGGAUCCUAUUCUUGACGACGAACCGGCUGGGCGUCAUCGACGAGGCCUUCCACUCUCGCAUCAAAAUGUCCUUCUUCUACGACAAUCUGAACUGGGAAAGAAGCCGCAAGAUCUGGCGAAACUGCCUCAACAAGAUCAAGCGGGCCAACGACAAGGCGAGCAACACCGACGACCAGCUCAUGGUCGAGUGCGUCGACGAGGACGCCAUCCUGGACUUCGCCCACGCGCACUUUGAGGCGAACAGACGGCUCAGCCAAUGGAACGGACGGCAGAUCCGAAACGCUUUCCAGACGGCCAUCGCACUGGCCCGCUACGACCUGCACGCAAAAGCGGACAAGAGAAUGGCAGCAGGGAAGCUCAGCAAAGAGGAUGCCGAAAGGAAGGAGAAGUGGCGGACGGUAAAGCUCACGGCGGAGCAUUUCGAAAAGGUUGCCGAGGUGACGACCGAGUACCAUAAGUAUGUCAAGAGGAUGCAGAAAGGAAAGACGCCAGAGCAGCUGGCCGUUCUAUCGCAGCUACGCGCUACCGGCGAGGAGUCCGAGACGGCCACGCCCACUCUGAGCGGCAGACCCAGGCUUUUUCGCCAGGCUGUCAGUACGGAGGAAAUGCCAGGAAAGGGGAGGAUGAAGAAAAAAAUGGUAGCUCAGCAGCCGGGCUCGGUCUCGGAUUCCGAGGAGCGGCGUCCGCCGGAGCCCGCGAAGAAGAAGAACGGUAAGCAGCCGGACUCGGAAAGCAACAGUAGUGGCGGCGUUAGCGAUAGUGAUGAUGAUUGA
This is a messenger RNA of Diplodia corticola, 2913 nucleotides long. RefSeq names its product aaa family atpase. Bases 1 to 2913 code for a protein of 970 amino acids. The transcript is spliced from 4 exons. Gene Ontology annotation, molecular function: ATP hydrolysis activity; ATP binding. The record is from RefSeq and is a predicted model, not a curated record. NCBI's taxonomy places the organism in Eukaryota, Fungi, Ascomycota, Dothideomycetes, Botryosphaeriales, Botryosphaeriaceae.